Messenger RNA from Ichthyophthirius multifiliis, 880 nucleotides. RefSeq lists its product as hypothetical. The transcript has 4 exons. The record is from RefSeq and is a predicted model, not a curated record. Lineage: Eukaryota; Ciliophora; Oligohymenophorea; Hymenostomatida. The annotation marks the transcript as partial.
AUUCAAUAAAAAACAUAAAAGAUUUAUAUGAAAAAAUUAUUGAAGAAUUUAAUCAAUAAUUAACUAAAUAAUCUUAAUAAGGAUAAUGGGAUGAUUUACCUGAAGAAGUUAUUGAUAAUUUAAUUAACUUAUGGAAAAAAAACUUAGAUGAGAAAAAUGUUUUUGAAGAAACUGCUGAUUUAUAAUAUAAUGUUGAUAAAACAGACUAAAGUACCCAAAUUAGAACCAUCUCAAGUAACCAACAAAAAAACUAACAAAAAAUAAACUUGAAGGACAAUACUGUGAAUUAAAUAAUGUCAACAAUCUAAAAUAAUAACUAACUUAAUAGUGAACCUCAUAAAAAAGUAAAGCUAAAUACCUAAGAAUUAUCCUAAUUAUAACAAUAAACAUAAUCAGUUGCUAUUUUAGGUUAAGAAGAUAUAAAAUAGGAACACACAGGGCAACAAAGUAGUCCUUUUUUCGGAAUAUAGAAAGACUAAGAAUAGUCCUCAACUUUUACUCUUAAUUAAAAUGAAUAAUUAUAAAGCCAUUAAAAAAUAGGAUUUUAAAAGUAUAAUUUGAACUAAGAAUUGACUACAUCUCCGACCCAAGCUUUAAAUUUGAUCAAAUAGUAAAGCAAAAAUAAAAUUGCAAAACAGAAUUUUCUUCAAAAUGUAAAACUGGAAGACAAUAUCGAAAAUGAGAUAGGCGAAAACUAAGAAGAAAAAGAAGAACGCUGGAUUGUAAAAUGAAGUAAUAAUUCUUAUUUAAAAAAAAAUAUGUAUUUUUUAGCACGAUGAAGAUUAAGACGACAUUUCAAACGUUUCAGAAAAAUCAGAAGAAGGAGACAGAGACAUCCAGAAUCAAAAUAAUUAAAACUAAAAUGCAAAUAAUUGCUUUU